Onychostoma macrolepis is the source of this 1515-nucleotide messenger RNA. It is a transcript of the gene capzb, whose product is annotated as capping actin protein of muscle Z-line subunit beta. Gene Ontology annotation, molecular function: actin filament binding. NCBI's taxonomy places the organism in Eukaryota, Metazoa, Chordata, Actinopteri, Cypriniformes, Cyprinidae. Bases 177 to 1001 code for a protein of 274 amino acids. Gene Ontology annotation, cellular component: F-actin capping protein complex; cytoplasm. The record is from RefSeq and is a predicted model, not a curated record. Gene Ontology annotation, biological process: barbed-end actin filament capping; regulation of lamellipodium assembly; cell morphogenesis. The transcript has 10 exons.
CGCCGCGCGCCGCGCCCCUCCCCCGCAGGAGCCCGGAUGAGGAAGUGCAGCGCUGACAGGGCUGGGUUCCGUCAGAGAGUCGAAGCCGAACCGCGUCCAGACCGACCCAAACAGAGCCGCGCAGCGAACCGAACCCGCCUUCAGUCCCGCAGAGACCGCCACCGAGCGCCGCAGACAUGAACGAGCAGCAGUUGGACUGUGCGCUGGACCUGAUGAGGCGUUUGCCUCCGCAGCAGAUCGAGAAGAACCUCAGCGACCUCAUCGACCUGGUGCCCAGUCUGUGUGAGGACCUGCUGUCGUCGGUGGAUCAGCCGCUGAAGAUCGCGCGUGAUAAAGUCGUGGGUAAAGACUAUCUGCUCUGCGACUACAACCGUGAUGGAGACUCCUACAGAUCCCCCUGGAGUAAUAAAUACGAGCCUCCGAUCGACGACGGCGCCAUGCCCUCGGCUCGUCUGCGCAAGCUGGAGGUGGAGGCCAACAACGCCUUCGACCAGUACAGAGACCUGUAUUUCGAGGGCGGGGUUUCCUCCGUGUACCUGUGGGAUCUGGAUCACGGAUUCGCCGGAGUCAUCCUCAUCAAGAAAGCUGGAGACGGCUCCAAGAAGAUCAAGGGAUGCUGGGACUCCAUCCACGUGGUGGAGGUGCAGGAGAAGUCCAGCGGCCGCACGGCUCACUAUAAACUCACGUCGACCGUCAUGCUGUGGCUCCAGACCACCAAAACCGGCUCGGGCACCAUGAACCUGGGCGGCAGCCUCACCCGACAGAUGGAGAAAGACGAGACGGUCAGCGAAUCCUCUCCUCACAUCGCUAACAUCGGCCGCCUGGUGGAGGACAUGGAGAACAAGAUCCGCUCCACUCUCAACGAGAUCUACUUCGGCAAGACCAAGGACAUCGUGAACGGCCUGAGAUCUAUCGAGUCUCUCCCUGAUAAUCAAAAGUACCGCCAGCUGCAGCGGGAACUCUCUCAGGUUCUGACUCAGCGUCAGAUCUACAUUGACUAGGGAGCGUUCAGACGCUGGCGGAUAAAUCGAAACAGGAGGCUCUGAAGAACGACCUGAUGCACGCGCUUAGCCAACGCAGCAAACAGCAAAGCUAGAGACGAUCACCUGCCGUCUCUCUCUCUCUCAUCUGUCUGUCUCACUCUCUCUGUCUCUCCACCUCACGGCUGUCUGUCUCCAUCUGCGCAAAGCAAAGGAAAAAGGAGGAAAGGCUACGCUUUUUGUUUUUGUAUUUCGGCUCGCGUUUCACCUCACCCGUCUCUCUCUCUGGUCUGUAAUCAUGUAGUAUUAAGACAGCGUCUGAUUGGCUCUCGGUGACAUCAUUGCAGUGGGGGCGGAGCCUGCCAUCAGAAGAACAAGUUUCCUCGUAGUCUCACCGUCACGCACGCGCGUCAGGAAUAAACGAGGAGCGGGUGAUUUAUAUGAAUAUAUAUAUAUAUAUAAAUAUAUAAAUAUCCACACGUAUGUAUUAUGACCAUUGUCUUGCUGUUAAUAUUAAACUUUCUGCUUAAGUCCA